Messenger RNA from Penicillium nucicola, 1533 nucleotides. RefSeq lists its product as uncharacterized. Gene Ontology annotation, molecular function: transmembrane transporter activity. The transcript is spliced from 5 exons. The record is from RefSeq and is a predicted model, not a curated record. Gene Ontology annotation, biological process: transmembrane transport. Lineage: Eukaryota; Fungi; Ascomycota; Eurotiomycetes; Eurotiales; Aspergillaceae. The coding region runs from base 1 to 1533 and encodes 510 amino acids.
AUGCAUGCUAUUUCCCCGGAAUCCACGUCGUCGGAUGAGCCUAAGCCUUCUAUUCAAGGAUUUCUUUACCAGCAUUCUCUAGAGCUUACCCCAGACGGUAAAUAUGUACGAUGGAUGCGCGAUCACCCCCGACAUCCGCGGAAUUGGUCUGGCUUCCGGAAAGCCUAUGACAUUAUUCUUGUGUGUUUGUUGGAUCUGUUUAUAACAGCAUCUAGCACUGCAGGUUCGGCUGCAGCAACGAACGCCAAGGAUGAGUAUAACUUGAAUGAAACGCUUGCAACUUUUAUAUUCGUGACACUAUUUCUCCUUGGCCAGGUGCUUGGCACAGUUGUAUUUCCUCCAUGGUCAGAGACAUUUGGGCGCAAACAGAUGUACAUCUAUAGUAGCGGUCUCAGCGCCAUUUGCUGCAUGAUCAUCGGUCUGGCACAUCCACUCCCAGUUAUCAUUAUUAUGCGGAUUGUGGCUGGAUCGCUUUCCGCAAUCCCGUAUACUAUCAUCGGCGGUACCAUCGAAGAUGUGUUCAACUCACAUGCUCGGAUAUGGGCCAUGUUCUAUUGGACCAUUGCAUCUAACAUUGGUCUGAUCAUGGGACCAAUAAUGAGUAGCUACAUCAUUGCAGGUCUCAAUUGGCGAUGGAACUUCUACGUUUUUGCUAUUAUUAUAGCUACCCUCACUGGUGGUCUUUGUCUUAUCCGCGAAUCUCGACCUUCCUUGCUGCUGGCCCGCGAGGUAAAAUACUUGCGCACCAUCACAGACAUACAAUCAAUCCCGCCGCCUCUCAAUCAUGAUCAUAUCCCAAGCCUGAACAAUUUUUUGAAGGACUCUCUCAUGCGUCCUGCUCAGCUAUUUUUCCAAGAACCCAUCAUAUUCACCGUUUCAAUGAUGAUUUCCGUGGUCAUGUCACUCAUCUACAUCUUCACGGAAUCCCUUCAACCGAUAUUCCAGGCCAUGGGAUUCAGCGAGACCCACGCCUCUCUAGUUUUCAUAACAAUUGGCCUCGGAACCAUGCUCAGCACUUUCACUCGAUUCCUGGACUCUUUUAUCUUGAACUCUCUCCGUCGCCAAGGACGUCAAAUCAAGCCCGAGCACAAGCUCGCUGGACUGAUUAUCGGUUCUCCAUUUCUCGCUAUUGGCUUAUGGUGGUUCGCCUGGACUAUCCCACAAGAUGCACAUACCUCAUGGAUAGUGCCUGCACUUUCCCUUGUUAUAGUGGGAUAUGGACUCACGGAGCUGGAUACAGCGCUGUAUGGCUACAUCUCAGAUAGUUACUUGAGCUACUCGGCAAGUGCCUCCGCUGCGAUUGCCUUCAUGCGCGCGCUGGUGUCUGGUGUUGUUCCACUUUUCACUAAGCAGAUGUUUAGUGGACUAGGCAAUAAUAUUGCCAUGACUGUGCUUGCAAGUGUGGCUACGGUCUUUUGUAUAGUUCCACCUGUGUUUUUCUAUUACGGGGAGCGGAUCCGGCAGGCCAGUAAGUUCGCUCGGUAUAGUUGGGAGAUUCAGGAGCAGAUGGGCAAAGAUGAGGAUGAUUGGUGA